AUGCACUCGUGCUGUACGCAUAUAGUUGGUGUCUAUAAAGACUCACCCUGUGUAUCCAUCAUUGUUAUGAAACAGCGACAUGUAGACUCCCUGUCCAGACGAGCAGUCGGUACGGGUGUAGUCGACAUCAAACAGACUGGCCAAUUCAUCGACUUGAUGAGUGGACAAGCCAACGGUCGUGGCGAUUUGGACAUCAAUCGGAACAAUCUGGCAACCUGUAGACCAUAG
This is a messenger RNA of Protopolystoma xenopodis, 228 nucleotides long. NCBI's taxonomy places the organism in Eukaryota, Metazoa, Platyhelminthes, Monogenea, Polystomatidea, Polystomatidae. The record is from the annotation of a GenBank genome assembly.